Messenger RNA from Castor canadensis (American beaver), 5289 nucleotides. The record is from RefSeq and is a predicted model, not a curated record. NCBI's taxonomy places the organism in Eukaryota, Metazoa, Chordata, Mammalia, Rodentia, Castoridae.
CCAAAAUUAGCAUUUAACAUUUAAAUGAUUUAGGUCACCCCACCCCCCUUUAAUGAUAUGGUGUUACUACUACUUAAAAGUAGUAGUAUGCAAACUUUUAAUAUUUUCUUUUAAGAACUUUUUUUUACCAUUGACAUCAGCAGUAAAACUGCAGUUAAAACCCUUGAUCUUAGUGUAUUUGUGAACUGCUCCUAAAAUAUAAGGUAAGUGCCUUGUUUUCUGUAAUUUUGUAUUGUUCAGUGUCGAUAAUUUUUUUUCCCAUGUGAGAGGUAUUUUUGACUAUAUCUCAAAGUUCUGAAGGGGAUCCAAAGUAAUGGAAAUUGUAUUUUUAUGCUUGGUAAAGUACAUUCCCUAAUCAUUAUUACAGCAAAAUUUCACCCAUCUGCGAACAGAAGUUUGAUAACUGUUAACAUUAGUCUCUUUGCAUGUUUCAUAUUCAUUUCAGCUUUAGAAGGAUGGAAAGGGAAGAUAAAUAACAUUUCACAUUUUAUUCCUAUGUAAAUACUGUUUAGAUGAAGAGGAUUGUGGCAUCAGAUUUAUUUUAUUGUGGUGAGGCAAUAGCUAAAUUACUAAACGAACAAAUUUUGAAGUUUAUUUAGUUUGGAUUUUUUAAAGCCCAAACACGUACAAGGUUUUAGUGAAAUUAAAUUCUGCUUUUCCUUUUCAUUGUUUUCUUUUUUUUCCCGUACUAAUUUUUGAGAUCUCUUUUAGGACCUAUGAAGUAAAAUUGGGGGAUUGAGAUUGGGGAAGCAGGACGGCUCAAUCUAUUCCUUUGGGAAUAUAGGGUUAGCUAUGAAAAUAUCCCAUGGUCACUUUAGUAAUUCUUAAUGUUCUGCAUGUUUAACCGAUACCACCUAUAAUCCUGUGUGGGAAGGUAGUAAGCAGUAAAUAGCGUAUUCUUUUUGCUUUGGGUUCUUUAUAAUAAAAGCAGUAUUUCAGUUUUUGAUGUUGCAAUUUAACUUUUGAACUUAAAAUUUACGUUAAAUUAAGAUUUACAGUUUACAGUGGUGCACAGUUUUGAGAGUUGGGAGAACAGCAAAACAAAGGGAUAAUUCAGAUUUGCUAUGAACUGUUAGCAUAGUCCCAGUUGGUUAUUAGCUUAUAUUGAAAUGCGAUUAAUUGUGGACAGCAAACCAGGAACUUCAAAGUUCCAGGUUAUUUUUAAAGUUCUUCACUUUUUGUAAUUUUAUACACUUAAUAUACGAUCAGGGUUUUUAAUGUAUGGUUCAGUACUGUUCCUGCAUAAUAGUUCAUCUUCAGCUAUCAUAAAUGAUAGUUGCCACAUGCUCUUUGGUGAACACAGGAAGACACCAAAUUGUCAGUUUAAUUUUUUUCAGUCUCCCGAAUUGCUACCUUUGUGUUUAAUUUAACCAAAUAUUAUAUUUCUUUAGUGUAUAUGGUGUUGCUUUGUGAACUGUCCCACCCUUCCCCUUACAGGUGUUUGAACUUGGGGCCUACACCUUGAGCCAUUCCACCAACCUAUUUUUGUGAAGGUUUUUUCGAGAUAGGAUCUUUCGGAAGUAUUUGCCCAGGCUGGCUUUGAACUGUGAUCCUCCUGAUCUCUGUCUCCUGAGUAGCUAGGAUUACAGGCCUGAGACAUUGGUGCCCAGUUUGUGAAACUGGAAUUGUUUUCUCAGAAGUAAACCAUCAUUUUAUUCACAUAAAUAUAUGAAUAUAUUUCUGACAUUGAGGUGUUCCAGAAGAUGAUAAAGAAAUGAUAGCAGCUCCAGAAAUACCAACUGAUUUUAAUCUACUACAAGAGUCAGAAACACAUUUUUCUUCUGAUACAGAUUUUGAGGACAUCGAAGGAAAAAACCAAAAGCAAGGCAAAGGAAAGACUUGUAAAAAAGGCAAAAAGGGCCCAGGAGAAAAGGGCAAAGGAGGAAAUGGAGGAGGAAAACCUCCUGGUCCAAACCGAAUGAAUGGUCAUCACCAACAGAAUGGAGUGGAAAACAUGAUGUUGUUUGAAGUUGUUAAAAUGGGCAAGAGUGCCAUGCAGUCGGUGGUAGAUGAUUGGAUAGAAUCAUACAAGCAUGACCGAGAUAUAGCACUUCUUGACCUUAUCAACUUUUUUAUUCAGUGUUCAGGCUGUAAAGGAGUUGUUACAGCAGAAAUGUUUAGACAUAUGCAGAACUCUGAGAUAAUUCGAAAAAUGACUGAAGAGUUUGAUGAGGAUAGUGGAGAUUAUCCACUUACCAUGGCUGGUCCUCAGUGGAAGAAGUUCAAAUCCAGCUUUUGUGAAUUCAUUGGUGUAUUAGUACGGCAGUGUCAAUAUAGUAUCAUAUAUGAUGAGUACAUGAUGGAUACAGUCAUUUCACUUCUUACAGGAUUGUCUGACUCACAAGUCAGAGCUUUCCGACAUACAAGCACCCUGGCAGCUAUGAAGUUGAUGACAGCUUUGGUGAAUGUGGCACUAAAUCUUAGCAUUAAUAUGGAUAAUACACAAAGACAAUAUGAGGCAGAACGGAAUAAAAUGAUUGGAAAACGAGCCAACGAGAGGCUAGAACUAUUGCUACAAAAAAGGAAAGAGCUUCAGGAAAAUCAAGAUGAAAUAGAAAAUAUGAUGAAUGCAAUAUUUAAAGGAGUGUUUGUACAUAGAUACCGGGAUGCAAUAGCUGAAAUCCGAGCUAUAUGCAUUGAAGAGAUUGGCAUUUGGAUGAAGAUGUAUAGUGAUGCCUUUCUUAAUGACAGUUAUUUAAAAUAUGUUGGUUGGACUAUGCAUGAUAAGCAAGGUGAGGUAAGACUCAAAUGUCUUACGGCACUGCAAGGGCUUUAUUAUAAUAAAGAGCUUAAUUCCAAACUGGAGCUAUUUACCAGUCGAUUCAAGGAUAGAAUUGUGUCUAUGACGCUUGACAAAGAAUAUGAUGUUGCAGUACAAGCAAUAAAAUUACUCACUCUUGUUUUACAGAGUAGUGAAGAAGUUCUUACUGCAGAAGAUUGUGAAAAUGUGUAUCAUCUGGUUUAUUCAGCUCACCGGCCAGUAGCAGUAGCAGCUGGGGAAUUUCUCUAUAAAAAACUCUUCAGUCGUAGAGAUCCAGAAGAGGAUGGAAUGAUGAAAAGAAGGGGAAGACAAGGUCCAAAUGCCAAUCUCGUUAAGACAUUGGUUUUUUUCUUUCUAGAAAGUGAGUUACACGAGCAUGCAGCAUACCUUGUGGAUAGCAUGUGGGACUGUGCUACUGAACUGCUGAAAGACUGGGAAUGUAUGAAUAGCUUGUUACUAGAGGAGCCACUUAGUGGUGAGGAAGCAUUAACAGACAGACAAGAAAGUGCUCUGAUUGAAAUAAUGCUUUGUACUAUUAGACAAGCAGCUGAAUGUCAUCCUCCUGUUGGAAGAGGGACAGGAAAAAGGGUGCUGACAGCCAAGGAGAAGAAGACCCAGUUGGAUGACAGGACAAAAAUCACUGAACUUUUUGCUGUGGCUCUUCCUCAGUUAUUAGCAAAAUACUCUGUAGAUGCAGAAAAGGUGACUAACUUGUUGCAGUUGCCUCAGUACUUUGAUUUGGAAAUAUAUACCACUGGACGAUUAGAAAAGCAUUUGGAUGCCUUACUGCGCCAGAUCCGAAAUAUUGUAGAGAAGCACACAGAUACAGAUGUUUUGGAAGCAUGUUCUAAAACUUACCAUGCACUCUGUAAUGAAGAGUUCACAAUCUUCAACCGAGUAGAUAUUUCAAGGAGUCAACUGAUAGAUGAAUUGGCAGAUAAAUUUAACCGGCUUCUUGAAGAUUUUCUGCAAGAGGGUGAAGAACCUGAUGAAGAUGAUGCCUACCAGGUAUUGUCAACAUUGAAGAGGAUCACUGCUUUUCAUAAUGCCCAUGAUCUUUCAAAGUGGGAUUUGUUUGCUUGUAAUUACAAACUUCUGAAAACCGGAAUUGAAAAUGGAGAUAUGCCUGAACAGAUUGUUAUUCACGCAUUGCAGUGUACUCACUAUGUAAUCCUUUGGCAGCUUGCUAAGAUAACUGAAAGCAGCUCUACAAAGGAGGACUUACUGCGUUUAAAGAAACAGAUGAGGGUAUUUUGUCAGAUAUGUCAGCAUUACCUGACCAACGUGAAUACUACUGUUAAGGAACAGGCCUUCACUAUUCUGUGUGAUAUUUUGAUGAUCUUCAGCCAUCAGAUUAUGUCAGGAGGUCGUGACAUGUUAGAGCCAUUAGUUUAUACCCCUGAUUCUUCAUUGCAGUCCGAGUUGCUCAGCUUUAUUUUGGAUCAUGUCUUCAUUGAACAGGAUGAUGAUAAUAAUAGUGCAGAUGGUCAGCAGGAGGAUGAAGCCAGUAAAAUUGAAGCAUUGCACAAAAGGAGAAAUUUGCUUGCAGCGUUUUGUAAACUAAUUGUAUAUACUGUGGUGGAGAUGAAUACAGCUGCAGAUAUCUUCAAACAGUAUAUGAAGUAUUAUAAUGAUUAUGGAGAUAUCAUCAAAGAAACAAUGAGUAAAACAAGGCAAAUAGACAAAAUUCAGUGUGCUAAGACACUUAUUCUCAGUCUGCAACAGCUUUUUAAUGAAAUGAUACAGGAAAAUGGCUAUAAUUUUGACAGAUCAUCUUCAACAUUUAGUGGCAUAAAAGAACUUGCUCGACGCUUUGCUUUGACUUUUGGACUAGAUCAGUUGAAGACAAGAGAAGCCAUUGCCAUGCUACACAAAGAUGGCAUAGAAUUUGCUUUCAAAGAGCCUAAUCCACAAGGAGAGAGUCAUCCACCUUUAAAUUUGGCAUUUCUUGAUAUUCUCAGUGAAUUUUCUUCUAAACUGCUCCGACAAGACAAGAGAACAGUGUAUGUUUACUUGGAAAAGUUCAUGACCUUUCAGAUGUCACUCCGAAGAGAAGAUGUGUGGCUUCCACUGAUGUCCUACCGAAAUUCUUUGCUAGCUGGUGGUGAUGAUGACACCAUGUCAGUCAUUAGUGGAAUCAGCAGUCGAGGGUCAACUGUGCGGAGUAAAAAAUCAAAACCAUCUACAGGAAAACGGAAAGUAGUUGAGGGCAUGCAGCUUGCUCUCCCGGAAGAAAGCAGUAGUAGUGACAGUAUGUGGUUGAGCAGAGAACAAACACUGCACACCCCUGUUAUGAUGCAGUCACCACAGCUCACCUCCACUAUUAUGAGAGAACCCAAAAGAUUACGGCCUGAGGAUAGCUUCAUGAGUGUCUAUCCAAUGCAGACUGAGCAUCAUCAAACUCCUCUUGAUUAUAACACGCAGGUAACAUGGAUGUUAGCUCAAAGACAACAAGAGGAAGCAAGGCAACAGCAGGAGAGAGCAGCAAUGAGCUAUGUUAAACUGCGAACUAAUCUUCAGCAUGCCAU